Debaryomyces fabryi is the source of this 2061-nucleotide messenger RNA. RefSeq names its product MRX complex nuclease subunit (gene MRE11). Gene Ontology annotation, molecular function: DNA endonuclease activity; 3'-5'-DNA exonuclease activity; manganese ion binding. The record is from RefSeq and is a predicted model, not a curated record. The coding region runs from base 1 to 2061 and encodes 686 amino acids. Gene Ontology annotation, biological process: double-strand break repair via nonhomologous end joining; mitotic intra-S DNA damage checkpoint signaling; mitochondrial double-strand break repair via homologous recombination. The transcript has a single exon. Gene Ontology annotation, cellular component: Mre11 complex; nucleus. NCBI's taxonomy places the organism in Eukaryota, Fungi, Ascomycota, Pichiomycetes, Serinales, Debaryomycetaceae.
AUGCCAGCAAUUGACAAUAUCAGCACUGGUCCUGAUACUAUAAGAUUAUUGAUAACUACAGAUAAUCAUGUGGGGUAUAAUGAAAACGAUCCGAUACGAGGAGAUGAUUCAUGGAAGACAUUUGAAGAGAUAACAUCUAUCGCUAAAGAAAAAGAUGUUGACAUGAUAUUACAAGGUGGUGAUUUAUUUCACAUUAAUAAGCCUUCUAAGAAAUCUAUGUACAAUGUCAUAAGAUCCUUGAGGACUAAUUGCUUAGGAGAUCGACCUUGUGAAUUGGAAUUGUUAGGUGACCCAUCUAUGGCCUUGGGAAAGGAUGUUGAUACUGUAAAUUAUGAAGAUCCUAAUAUAAACAUUUCAGUUCCUGUGUUUGCAAUCAGCGGUAAUCAUGACGAUGCUACAGGUGAAGGAUUCUUGCUGCCGCUUGAUUUGCUAUCUGCAUCUGGAUUGAUAAACCAUUUUGGAACGGUUCCAAAUAACGAAGAAAUUACGGUUUCGCCUUUGAUAUUUCAGAAGGGUGCCAGUAAAUUAGCAUUGUAUGGUUUAGCUAAUGUGAGGGAUGAAAGGUUACAUAGACUAUUCAGAGAUGGAAAUGUGAAAUUUUUGCGUCCAAAUGGUCAAAAUGAUGAAUGGUUUAAUAUACUUUGUGUUCAUCAGAAUCAUGUUCCACAUACAAGAACGUCCUAUUUGCCCGAGCAGUUCCUACCUAACUUUUUGAACUUUGUCGUCUGGGGUCAUGAGCAUGAAUGCAUUCCAACACCUGUAUUUAAUCCUGAUACAGGCUUUGAUACUUUGCAACCAGGGUCUUCAGUAGCAACAUCACUAUGUGAAGCGGAAGCAGCUGAAAAAAAUAUUUUCAUAUUAAACAUAAACAAGUCAAAGUACUCCAUAGAAACUAUAAAGCUCAAAACUGUCAGACCCUUCAUUAUGGAUGAAGUAUCUUUACUGAAGGAAAAGUUUGUUACUGGACCUGCUUCGAAGGAUGAUAUUUCAAAAUUUUUGACGUUUAAAAUCGAAGAAUUAAUCAAGAAGGCCAAGCAAAAUUUUAUUGAUUCGAAUAGAGAAUUAUUCUCUUCGAACGAUUUAGAUCGUAAUGAUAAUAAAAUCCCAUUACCAUUGGUUCGAUUACGUGUUGAGUACUCAGGUGAUUAUGAAGUUGAAAAUCCUCGAAGAUUCUCCAACAAAUUUGUUGGAAAAAUAGCAAAUAUCAAUGAUGUUGUUCAUUUUUAUAAGAAAAAGUCAUAUGAAAACAAUAACUUGGUUAGUAAAAGCAAGUUUUCUGAUAAGGGCAUUACUCAGAAUGGGGACGGAAAUUCUAAGACUACAGAACUUCGAUUGCAGGAUAUUAUGAAUGAAUUUCUUCAGCAAGCAGAAUUAAAUCUUAUUCCUGAAGAUGGAAUUAAUAAUGCAGUUAAAAAAUUCUUGGAAAAUGAAGAUAAGAAUAUUAUGAAUCAGUAUAUCAAAAAUGAAAUAUCUCAAGAGACAAAGAUGUUCUUAGAUAUGGAUAUUGACGAUGAAACUUUUCACAAUGAUGAACAAGACUCAAAGAAGGUCUUCAAAUCUCUUUUAGCGCAGAUAAAGAGAGAAAACACGCCACAAACAGAAAUGAAUACAUGGCCAGAUAAAGAAAAUCUUACGUUGAAAGAAGAUGUAAGUAACAAACACGUCAGUGAGGCUAUAAUAAUUUCCGAUAGUGAAUCUGAUCCUGGAAUAGAUUUAUCUGAAACUAAGAAAAAAGUUCCCAAACGAAAAUCGACUGCUCGCCGUACAAACGAUGAAGUUAUAGUUAGUGACGAUAACGACAGUGAAAAUUAUGUUGACCAUGUAAUUAAGUCUAGUGAUGAUGAGGUAGCUAGCGAUGAAAGUUUCGUCGAGACUAAACGCUCUACUCUGAAACCUAGUAAACGAUCUAGCAAUACCACUUCCCGAAGAGGGAUUCGAUCAACACGCGGGAGAACAAAGAAAAGUCAGCCUAAAGGAAAGGCUUCAAAUGAAACAAAAUCAUCCAAACAAAAUAAUGAAUCUAGAUCUUUGUUGGAUGAUAUUAUGAGCAUGGGGAGCUAA